Messenger RNA from Saprolegnia parasitica CBS 223.65, 1296 nucleotides. RefSeq lists its product as hypothetical. The transcript has 6 exons. Gene Ontology annotation, biological process: protein polyubiquitination. Bases 96 to 1253 code for a protein of 385 amino acids. The record is from RefSeq and is a predicted model, not a curated record. Lineage: Eukaryota; Oomycota; Saprolegniomycetes; Saprolegniales; Saprolegniaceae. Gene Ontology annotation, molecular function: ubiquitin protein ligase activity; metal ion binding.
CCCGAGCAAGCGGUUUGCGUUUUUGCGUCGGUCGACCAGCGUCGCCGUCGGUCUUAGUUAGUCGCGUCGUAGUACUACGGUCGGAUCGUAGUUGGAUGAGUGGGUCGACUAAACGAGCCGUGUGCACCUUCCACCUCCAGAACGCGUGCAGCAAGGGGUCGUCCUGCCGCUUCGAGCACCCGGCGCGGCCGCCAUGCAAGUUCUUCCGCGACGGCAAGUGCUCCAUGGGCGCCGCCUGCCGCUUCGCCCACAGUAGCGCCGGGUCCGAGCCGUCCAUCAUCGCGUGCUCGCUGCCAAUGGACCAGCGCACCGACAACUCGGCGCCCAAUCCGUCGAGCGUCAAGUCGCAGCACAAUCAGUCAAGCGUCCAGUCGCAGCCUCACCAGUCGAGCAGCAUCGUGUCGCAGCCCAAGUCGGACUCGAACCGGAUCAUGACGGGUCAAAUCAAUGGCCAUGCGUUCGAGGUCGAGAUCCUCGACCCUGCCGACGUCCCGAGCUUCACCCGCCGCGACUACGACGAGGAGACCGACUACUCGUACGUUGAGCCCGACUCGAUUGACGGCCCGACCGAGUACGACACAUUCGUUUCGGCGCGCAACCAGUUCCAGGAGCAGCUCGACGACCUCGCGCGCAAGAUGGCCGCGCUCACCGACGACGGCGACGAGACCGACUCGAGCCUCAUCCUGCAUCGACCGUCCAUCGAGCACUGCGACUACUCGGACAUCCAGCCGGCCGCACCACCGAAGCAAUGCAAGUUCCAUCUGCAAGGCGCCUGCCGCUUUGGCGACGCCUGCAUCUACUCGCACGCGCGGGGCCUCUCGCCGGACGAAGGCAUGCUCAUGGACAAGGAGCUGCAUGCGUCACAAGAUGUCGAGUGCAACAUCUGCAUGGACCUCGUCCUCCGCGCCGGCGAGCGCUUUGGCCUGCUGCCCAACUGCGUCCACGCCUUCUGCCUCAAGUGCAUCCGGGACAAGGACCGAGACGUGCUCCGGCAAUGCCCCGUCUGCGCCGCCGACGCGCCGUUCAUCGUCCCCUGCAACCGGUUCAUCGCGGACCCGACGCGGAAACAGAAAAUCCUCGCCGACUACAAGGCCAACCUCGCGACGAUCCCUUGCCGCCACUUCAACCUCGGCCGGGGCAAAUGUCCGUUUAAACACGACUGCUUCUACGAGCACCGGUUUCCCGACGGGAAGCUCGCCGUGCGCAGUGGCCUCGAGAAGCCGCCGCUCGGCCGACGCCUCCAGAGUGCAUGAUCCGUCGCUGGACACGUUCGUAAAACAAAAAGACUCUAAACGG